AUGGCCUGCUGCGCGCUGCAGAUCGCCGCGCUGCUUCUCGGCGGCGCGGGCAUGCUGGGCACGCUGGCGGCCACGGCCAUGCCCCAGUGGAGGGUGUCUGCCCACGUGGACGGCAACAUCGUGGUGUUCGAGAGCGUCUGGGAGGGGCUGUGGAUGGACUGCAUCAGCCAGCUGGGCCUCAGGCUGCAGUGCAAGUUCUACGACUCGGUGCUGGCGCUGCCGCCGCCGCUCGAGGCCCUGCGGGCCCUCAUGUGCCUGGCCGUGGCGCUGGCCAUCGCGGCCUUCCUGCUGGCCAUCGUGGGGCUCCAGUGCAGCCAGCACAGCAAGGAGGGACCCCCGGCCGUCAGCACCUUCAUCUUGGUGGCCGGCGUGGCCUUCCUGCUCACGGGCGGCCUGGUGCUGGUGCCGGUCUCCUGGACCGGGGGCGGCAUCGUGCGCGACUUCUACGACCCCGAGGUGCCCGCGCCGCUGAAGCGGGAGCUGGGCGCUGCUCUCUACGUGGGCUGGGCCAGCAGUGCCCUGCUGCUGGCUGCAGGGGCCAUGUACUGCCAUGUCUGGUGCUGGGCCAGCACGGCCGCCAGGCCCAGCUACCCCGGGCUGGCCCGGGCGGGAGUGCCGGGCCUGGGCGUCCAUGCCUAUGUGUAG
Motacilla alba alba is the source of this 645-nucleotide messenger RNA. Its product is annotated as claudin-8-like. The transcript has a single exon. Bases 1 to 645 code for a protein of 214 amino acids. Lineage: Eukaryota; Metazoa; Chordata; Aves; Passeriformes; Motacillidae. The record is from RefSeq and is a predicted model, not a curated record. Gene Ontology annotation, biological process: cell adhesion; bicellular tight junction assembly. Gene Ontology annotation, molecular function: structural molecule activity. Gene Ontology annotation, cellular component: bicellular tight junction; plasma membrane.